GAGCCAAACCGCCUCUUUGGCCAAACCACCCGGCCUCGCCUCGCCCGCGGCCCGUCUCGUCCCUUCUCGCCGCCGCCGCCGCCGCCGCCGAUGGGCUCCGAGGAGGAGCCGUCGCAGAUGCGGCGGGCGCUGGUGGACUCGCUCGCGGGCGCCAUCUCCGGCGGCAUCUCCCGCACCGUCACCUCCCCCCUCGACGUCAUCAAAAUCCGCUUCCAGGUUCAGUUAGAACCCACAACCUCAUGGGGUGUUCUUCAGAGGGAUGUAUAUGGACCUUCCAAGUACACUGGGCUUCUGCAGGCAACUAAAGAUAUUCUCAGAGAGGAAGGUUUGCCGGGAUUUUGGAGAGGAAAUGUACCUGCUCUGUUGAUGUAUAUGCCUUAUACAGCCAUACAGUUCACUGUUCUACACAAGCUAAAAACAUUCGCUUCUGGUUCAUCUAGAACAGAGGAUCAUUUGCACUUGAGCCCUUACUUAUCCUAUGUAAGUGGAGCUCUAGCAGGAUGUGCAGCAACUAUAGGGUCAUAUCCAUUUGACCUUCUGAGAACUAUUCUUGCAUCUCAGGGUGAACCAAAGGUUUACCCCACUAUGAGGUCUGCAUUUGUUGAUAUAAUCAAAACUCGUGGUGUUCAAGGGCUUUAUUCUGGUCUAUCUCCAACUCUUGUUGAAAUCAUACCAUAUGCUGGCUUGCAAUUUGGUUCAUAUGACACUUUCAAACGUUCGAUGAUGACAUGGAACAGAUAUAGAUAUUCACAUCUUAACUUGGGUAGCGAGGAUGAUUCAGUAUCAAGUUUCCAGCUGUUUCUUUGUGGUUUUGCAGCUGGGACAUUUUCAAAGGCUGCAUGCCACCCACUUGAUGUUGUAAAGAAAAGAUUCCAGAUUGAAGGACUAAAAAGACAUCCAAGGUAUGGAGCUCGAAUCGAAAGCAGUACAUAUAAGGGCAUGUACCAUGCCUUAAAAGAGAUCGUCGCAAAGGAAGGGUUCGGAGGCCUUUAUAAGGGGCUUUUCCCCUCUUUGGUGAAAUCGGCCCCUGCUGGUGCUGUGACGUUUGUGGCCUAUGAAUACAUCUCAGACUGGUUAGAGUCGAUACUGAUGUGAAAAUCUUCGAUACAGUAAAGUCUUUAUCCCCCAGUUUUUCUGUUACUGCCUAUGUUCUUUCUCCGAUCUCCAUGCUGUUGUAGACUCGGAGUAGUGUAGUCUGAAAGAGGCUGCAGUUCCUCUGGAUCUUGCAGUCCAAUAAAGGUUAGGGAACCUGCUAAAAUCUGCUGGAUGAUUCUAUGUGCUGCUGUGUGUGCAUGAUAGUUCGCCUGCAAAGCAGUCGCUGAACCUGAAACUGGUUUGCAGGAUUGGGAGCAAGGCUGGAGUUGAGUGAGUUCUUUUUGGAUUAUGGAGCGAUCAAGAUACCAUCUUGAAAAUGUUUUCCCACACUCUGGAAUGUAGGCGGAUGGAGACCACAAGGUCAAUCAUGAAGUGCAUACAUUUCCUUAGAGAUCGGAUACCUGUAAAGCCUUACAUAGAAGAGCUGUUUUGUCGUUUCUUGUUCUUUUUGCCCCCAUUGCCUAAUGUGGUGAUAGUGCAUUCGUUGGUCUGUAACACCGAGGCUGAGUAAAACUGAUGUAGAGAUCGUGACACAUGACGAAAGUCAAAAGCAGCCGGCAGUUUUGUCGAGAUCGUGUUACGAUUCUUUUUCCCCCCCUGCUGAAGUCAUGUUAUCGAGUAAGUAUGAACAAACAUUGUAUGCCACUAAGCUGGCUUAUGAUAAGGCAAUCGUAACUCACCAAACCAUUUGUUGCC
This is a messenger RNA of Panicum virgatum (switchgrass), 1791 nucleotides long. RefSeq names its product mitochondrial thiamine diphosphate carrier 2. Gene Ontology annotation, biological process: thiamine pyrophosphate transmembrane transport. NCBI's taxonomy places the organism in Eukaryota, Viridiplantae, Streptophyta, Magnoliopsida, Poales, Poaceae. Bases 91 to 1095 code for a protein of 334 amino acids. The transcript is spliced from 7 exons. Gene Ontology annotation, cellular component: mitochondrial inner membrane. Gene Ontology annotation, molecular function: thiamine transmembrane transporter activity. The record is from RefSeq and is a predicted model, not a curated record.